Anthostomella pinea is the source of this 7005-nucleotide messenger RNA. NCBI's taxonomy places the organism in Eukaryota, Fungi, Ascomycota, Sordariomycetes, Xylariales, Xylariaceae. The record is from the annotation of a GenBank genome assembly.
AUGCCUCCGAAGCGUAAGCGCAAUGAGAGAGCAUCCGAGGCUGGCGGCAACCGACCAGCACCUCAUCGCCCAUUUGAUACCGCUCUCGGUCAGCACGACAGAGAGUUCCAAGACGGCAGCCCAUCACAGAGCCGCCGCGGACCUGGUGGUGGAAGAAACACCAGAAGAAACCCAGAUCGUCGCGAUUCUUCGGGCAGCCAACUCGGUCCAGGCUCAAGUAAUCGAGUCCCUGCCUCCCCGUCAGUUGCUCGACCACCUAGCUCAUCCUCGCAAGCUCCAGUAGUAGCGAUGCCGGCCACUCCAUCCGCACCCCCGCCCAGUCAGCCUCGUGCUGCUAUCUCCUCCAACUACAACUACACGGUCUUGACAGAGGCGCGGUUCUCGGCUUGGCAGCAAAGCGGUCGCCAGGAGGUUAUCGAGCAUGGCAUUACGUCUCGUAGCGAUGAAGAUGUCGAAGAGAUCUCUACCAUCUCCCAAGAAUUCACACGCGCUGUCCUUGAACACCGCCUCAAUCCUUUGGAUGCAGGCGGCUGCAUGAAGCAGAUUCUUGGACCCGAAACCGAGAGAACUGACGAUUCCGAGUUUGCCUUCGAUGCCCAAACCCUCUUCCUCGACAUCAUUUCCGUAUUCAUUGAAUCUGAGAAUGGCAGACCAAGCACCCAACUCCGGGAUUUUAUCACUGCGACGGAGCUCUCACCCAAGCUUCUGCGCGAGGUCUUGGAUGCAACAGCACUGCAACAUCUCGGUCUGAUUCGGGACAAUUUCGUCAAGCUUGGAAUUCGCUAUGCCACGAAUCAGUUGUAUCGGCAAGCAAACUACAAUCUGUUGAGAGAAGAGUCUGAGGGCUAUUCGAAGCUCGCUGCGGAGCUGUACCGCACCCCGUAUCAUACCCAAGGCCCCAAAAGCCAAGACUUCGUACUUGUGGAAGCAUGCUGGGAGCGCGUCAAAGCGCUCAUAGGAACCUUUGACUUGGAUGUUGGCCGUGUUCUUGAUGUGGUCAUCGACGUCUUCUCCGCAACGAUGCUGAGAAAUAUCCAGUUCUUCACAAGGUUUUUGCGAGUCAGCUCCUGGUGGCCUCACAACCAGGUCGUGCACGCAGAGAAGGUGUUCGCAGGCGGCCUGCCGAACUGGGCUUUGCCUAGUGGAGGUCUCGACUUGGGCGAUUUCGACGCUGAGCUCGCAGAACGUGCCCACGAACGGGACCUUGCGUUCUGGGAUAGAGCCCGGGAAAUCCACCUGGAUGCCUUCUUUGAACUUGGAGGAAGACGAGUCGCGGAUGCCGAUCUGCAACGGCUUGUGGAGGCCACGUCGGAGAGCUCCAACCUGAAUAUUGAUUCAAGUCUGGAAUGGAUGAGAAGCACGAAAACUCUGCCGCCUAGCGGGAACAGAGUAGCUGCUCAACUGCUUGGCUUCAAGUUCCGAUUCUAUGCAUCCGACGCGCGAGACCGGAGCGAGACUCUGCCGGCCAAUCUUUAUUACCUUGCGGCUUUUCUCAUAAAGAUCGGGUUUAUUUCACUCCCUGAUCUGUAUACCCAUCUUUGGCCUGCCGAUGAAGAUAUGGAUAAACUCAGGAAACGGCGCGAGGAUGACCUUGCUGAAAAGGAGAGGAAUGCCAGACAAGGGAAUGAACCGAACGCACUGCUCAUGGCUGGUGCCUUGUCCGAUGACACCGUGCCAACGUCGAGAUCACGCGACGCUGCAGCCGCAAAGUCUGACGCCAAAGACCAGGAGGCCGGUGCCAAGCAACAAGACGAUGAGACAAGCCUCCCAGAACCAAAAGAGGCCCACAAAGCAGACCUAGUUUCUCACCUGCUUGUCGUUGGUGCUCUCCCAGAAGCUCUUUUCAUCUUGGGCCAAUUUCCUUGGCUUCCUGAUGCAUACCCUGAGGAGAUUUAUCCAGCGGUAAAUCGCAUCCUCCUUCAUUCCAUCAGUAAAGUAUACCAAGAUGCGAGACCCGUCGAACUUCGGACAACAAAAUCAACUCUUCUUCGGCCGGAAGCUGCCCAGGAUCAAGCUGGCAUACCAAAAGGCAAACUACGACUUGUUGAUGGUACACCGAUCAGGGUCCUGAAAUGGCCGCACCCGGAUGGUAUCAGCAAGGGCACCCUCUAUCGAUUCUAUCUCGACAGCUGGGCGGAUAAUGUUCCAGUAUGCCAGACUGUUGAUGACGUCUUCACACUUUGCAGUACGCUCCUGAACGUUUCUGGUGUCAACAUUGGCAGAGAUCCUACGCUAGUUAAGAAACUGGCUGCCAUCGGCGUCAAGAGCUUGGUAGAAGAUCAGUCGGCAGAGAAUACCGCCCGGUGGCAGGACCUUCUCCGUCGGGUUCUGGUCCCGUCACUUUCCUUGACCACCGCCAACGUCGAUACCGUGGUUGCAGUCUGGGAUCUGCUCAAGCAGUUUCCAACGCCAGUCCGUUACAGCAUUUACGCCGAAUGUUACGAAGGACAAAUCACCCGGGUGCCUGCAAUGGCACAUGCGUUCAAGAAUGCCAGGCGGGACACAUUGGCGACGCUGAAGCGGCUGGCGCUACAGAACGUACCCUCGUCUGCGAAGAGACUGGCUAAGAUCGCAUUGUCAUCUCCAGGCAUUGUAUGCAAGGUUGCUUUGGAUCAAAUCGAAGCGUACAGCAAUCUCAUUGAAGCUUUCGUCGAGUGCACCAAGUACUUCACUGAGCUGGGGCAUGAUGUUUUGGUUUGGUCUCUCCUGAGCUCCCUCGGUGGCAAGCAAAGAAGCAGGACUCAAGAAAUAUCUAUACUCCUUACCAGUAAAUGGUUGCAAGCCCUGUCAAGGUUUUCAGGGAAGGUUUUCCGGCGAUACCCGAACAUGGAUGUUACUCCGGUCCUCCAAUACGUGAACGACCAAGUGGCGCAGGGCAACUCGACCGACCUAGUAAUCCUCCGAGAACUGAUCACGUCGAUGGCUGGUAUUGUCUCGGACAUCGAUUUCACAGACGUACAGCUAUCUGCAUUGAGCGGUGGUGAGCUUCUACGGCGCCGCACUCUCAUCAGUCUAGGCGACAAGCGAUACGACUCGGGGAAGAGUGCCUCUCGCUUCAUGAAAGCAUUGGUGCAUACGAACAUUGCCUCGCAACUCCUCACGAACAUGGCCCAGUACCGGCAGUCGGCUAUCUAUCGACUACCCGAGAACGAGACACACAUCAAGUACCUAGCCACCGUGGUCGACGACUCGCAGCAAGCUCUCGUUCAAUACGUUGAAUUGCUUCGCAGUAACUUGACGCCUGAAGACUUCGAUGCGCGUAUGCCAAGCGUUCCCCAACUGAUGACGGACUUUGGUCUUGACGCGAAUCUCGCAUUCUUGAUCGGCCGCGCCAGUCUUACAUACUACAUGACAGGUUCAGAUGACGAAGGACAAGCCAAACAACCUCUGGAUGCCGACGGCGAUUCGAAUAUGAUCGCAGACACUGAGGCUGGUCCAACAGCAACUGCCUCCAGCGAAGACUCAGAGGACCGUAUGCAAGUCGAAAAUCCAGAUGCGAGCGGAGGCUCAUCAGAGAAAACGACGUCCUCGUUUGCUAAUCAUCAGAAGCCUGACCGUCUCAUGAACGUGCUCAGUCCUAUCGUUGACGCCGUCAGAACUCUCCUACCGGCAGACGUGUGGAACAAGCUUAGCCCUGAAUUCUUCGUUCUUUUCUGGUCACUUCAAACUGGCGAUCUCGAUGUCCCUAAAGCCAGCUAUGCGCCUUUGCUGGAGGCAUAUACCAAGGAGCGCGACCAACUCAAGAGGAGCGGUAUAAACAAAAUGGGUGGCGAAAAUAGGAACGAGUCAAAGAUCACCGCAGUAGAGCAACUCAUGGAGCCCUAUUCCAAGGAACUGACAAACAGUAUGCAAAGGGCAGGCAAGACGAGGUUGCUGAUGAGAAGACAGAGUUCUGCUUGGUUUAGCUCAUCCGCCAAAACCGAUCUUAUCACUGACACACUCAUCGAGGAGUGUCUCCUGCCCCGGAUCCUUCUCUCGCCAGGCGAUGCUGACUUCUGUCAUCGGAUGAUCAUUUUCUUGCACCUUGAGCGCGUGCCAAACUUCAAGAUUGCUAACUUGUAUGAUCGAUUUUUCAACGUCAAUCGAUUACGAUCGAUGAUCUUUGGCUGUACCGUUCGGGAAGCUGAGUUCCUUGGUCGUUUCAUCAAGAUCACCUUAGGAGAUCUUGCCCGCUGGCACCAGAGCAAAGAAGAAUACGAGAAAGACCAGCAAGGAACACUAGGAUUCGCAACUGCCUUCGACGACAAUGGUAAGCCUGUGUCGUUCAUGGAACAUGAUAAGUUUCGUGACCUGCUCUGGACGUGGCAUCGAAACCUGUCCACGGCUCUGAGGUCGUGUCUCGGAGGGACUGAGUGGAUGCAUAUUCGGAAUGCGAUCACGAUCUUGAAGGCUGGCCUCGAGUAUUUCCCUGCUGUGGACUUUAUGGGCCGGCAGUUUCUCCAGAGUCUUGGGAAGAUCGCCGAACGCGAAGCUGCUAGUAAGAAUGGGGCCGAAGACGGACACAGCCACAGGGUCGAUCUUGCCGUAACAGCAAACACGGCAACUUCGGCUCUCAAGAAAUACUCGUCGAAAUGGGUGAUGGUGCAGGCCUUCCGGGUCAACACUACUGGUGACACGGCGGAGGAGAAGAAGGCCGCAGAGUCAGGUGAACAGACUCAGUCUUCGCAUCUUCGUGCAAAUGCGCCGGAGUUCAAGCCCCGAACGACCAGUGGAUCCACUCGGACCAGGACGAACGUCGAUGAGGAAGAUGGCGAGGUCAAGGAUAAGGCAACAUCGGCUAUUACCCAGUCGACAGGUGCAGCAAGAAGGGAUGUGAGCCAAGUGAGAUCGAUGCACACGCCCCAAAAGCAAGAUCCGAGAUCCGCAUCUACCAGAUCUUCUGCGACAAAGUCGACCCCACCUGCGGCUGCCCCAGCGCCAGGGCUGAGACAGGAACAGAUCCGGACGUCCAGUCUGACUCCGGGUCCUGGUCUACCAAGCCGACCAGAAGUCCCCUUCCCUGGUCAUUUCACGCAUGACCAUCUUGGUCAGAUCAAAAUCACACCCAACCGGGAACAACGGGACUCGAGGGAGCCUAGGGAAACGCGAGAACCAAGAGAUUCUCUUGGCUCUAGGGAUCCCAAUUUGAGAGACUCGAGAGAUACACGGGACCCAAGAGAUCCGCGACCUUUCAGGCCACUUGAGGAUUCGCGGUCAAAUCGCGCACGAGAUCAUUCAACUCCUGACCGCCGAGCGGUAGAGAGUGUGCCAAGGGAGCCUUCCAGAUCAGAAAGAGAUCGUCAACCACCCAGGUCAGAUGCGCCUCGACGAAUUGAACCAACGCCGACAGACCGUGAUGUACGACCAUCGAGAGAGCGUACAGUACCGCCUAGUGGUACCGGACGAGGUACCGAAACGCACCGAGCACAACGUGAGACCCCAGCGGCCCCGAAGCCGAUGCCACCACCUCCUCCUGCCCCCCAACCAGAAACUCCGGGUCCAACUGUGAAUCCGGAACGCGCGUGGUUGAUCCAAUCUGAUCGUCCCGAAGACCGAUCAAACCCUGUAAAUCCGGCACGAGCGGCCUUGAUCAACGAUGGACGACCCGUUGGUCGUCCGAUCCGAGAGGACAGUCGAGAUCGUAACAGCCCACGACCAACAUCGCCAAGGCGCUCUGAUCGUCCCGACUCUCGAACUGGUGACUCGUCCCGUGAGGAACGACCUGGUCGUCCUCAUCGUGUAGACCACGCCGCAGCCCGGGAUCAUCGAAAUGAGCCCCAGCCAGCUUCCGCCUCCAAAGGUGGCAGGGUUUCAGACAAUGAAGGCGACCGAGUAAUGACCGACAGACCACGAGACUCGGCCGCUCUUCAAGGACCACUUCCGGCAUCUCGUGGCGAGCCUGAUCAUGGCAGGCUGGCUAUGCAAGAUCCGGAAUACGGUCGUCUGAGUUCCAUCACUUCCAUUACCGAUAUGGGUAAUCCGCCCGAGGGACCUCGUGGGCGUGGUCGGAAUGCGCCUCGCACGACGGUGAACACUCAGACACCUCGACCCGAUGCUAGAUUUCACACCAACGAGCCUCAUCGGCAGCCCUCACCAGACCGACAUCACCCUCCCACUGGCCCUGCAUCGUCUAGACCGCGGCGCAGCCAGCCUGGGGGCCAACACAAUACCGUCGCUGCAAUUUCUCCAGUCAAUGCAGGACCUCCACCAGCGGGAAUACAUCCUGAGAGGCUAAGACAACUGAACGUUGUGCCUGGCGCAGCACCGACGCCGACUCAAGGCUCUCACUCGGCUUCCACGCCUUCACCAGUAUCCGUGCACCCUGAUAGGAUGCUCCACAUUGUGCCGCCAUCGUCAUCCUCGGCAGGAACCUCGUACCAAGGAGGUCGUUCCAUGCCUCCGUUGCAAACACCAGAGCGGCCGCUCCACGUUGCAUCGUCGAAUCAUCGCCAGUCGAGUGGAAGCCAUCCGAUAACGCCUGGACCUGAUAACAGCCCCAUUUCGGCCCCCACCGGACCUGCGGCGGCUAAGGAUCGUGCCAGGACCGGUGGGAGACGGCAGUUGUCGGCCAUUAAUGAUACUCUGCAGGGCAGUCGAAGUCUGCGCUCGACUAAUUCCAGGUCCAACAUGGCUGGCUCUGAUGCCCAAGUGCUCACAGGUGUCUCUCCGAUCUCUACGAGCGGGGACGAAGAGGACAUGAUCAUGCCGAACGUUCCUCGCGUGUUUCCCGUCAUAGCAGCAGGGAUCGCAGUCCGGACCGAGAUCAGAGACCAAAAGAUAUUCGCCCUCGCCACCCACGUCACCGUGGAGAUGGAGGCAGCAAUAGACAAGAAGACUACAGUCGUAAUGGGGGACGAAGGGGCGGUGGACCACGGGACGAGCGUCGGGGCGAACCCCGUGGUGGACAGGAUGAUCAUCAUCGUGGCAGGAAGCGCCAAAGUGGCGAGGACUUUCCGCCGGGAUCGCAUGAAAAGCGGCAGAGACGCUAGGGUCGGAGUCAAACGAUUUUGUUCUCACGAUUUGUGA